Molecule: messenger RNA, 3630 nt
Organism: Penicillium manginii
Lineage: Eukaryota; Fungi; Ascomycota; Eurotiomycetes; Eurotiales; Aspergillaceae
Product: DNA-directed RNA polymerase III core subunit RET1
Exons: 3
Coding region: 1-3630 (1209 amino acids)
Biological process (GO): DNA-templated transcription
Cellular component (GO): RNA polymerase III complex
Molecular function (GO): ribonucleoside binding; DNA binding; DNA-directed RNA polymerase activity
Source: RefSeq, a predicted model, not a curated record
AUGCCGCCUCGCAAGAAAUUGCAGGCUUCUGCGACUGCCCAGGGCCGGCGCCUCUCGGAGGCUACGGCUGCCUCAGCGACCGAUCCCUCGAAGAGAAAACGCUCCUCCAUCGCCAAAGAAUCCCAUCACCCGGCCGAGUUCAACGAAGCCGCCGAGCCGCCGGUCAAGUCUGAUUACAGGGAAAGAGAUCCGUUUGAUGCGCUCCUAGAGCCUUUUUACUACAACAAAUCGCUUACAGACCCAAUCGAUACUGCAAAGGACAAAUGGAACUUGCUCCCCGCUUUUCUGAAGGUGAAGGGUUUGGUCAAGCAACACAUCGACUCAUACAACUACUUUGUUGAGGUACAACUGAAGAAGAUCGUUGAAUCAAGCGCUAUAAUUCGCAGCGAUGUCGACCAUCAAUUCUAUAUCAAGUUUACGGACAUCUACGUUGGUUCGCCUCGCCGUGCAGACGAGAUGCAGGACGCCGGGGUUGAAUUUGAGUCAGAUGUGACUCCGCAGGAGUGCCGACUUAGAGAUACUACCUACGCGGCCCCCAUCCUCAUCGAUUUCGAAUAUGUGAGAGGCAGGAAGAGGGUUCAUCGAAAAGGUGUGUCGAUUGGUCGAAUGCCCGUGAUGCUUCGCAGCUCCAAAUGUGUUCUGGCAAACAAGACCCCGGCGCAGAUGACGGUCCUUAAUGAAUGUCCACUGGAUCCUGGUGGUUAUUUCAUUGUGAAUGGAACAGAGAAGGUGAUUCUUGUUCAGGAGCAACUGAGCAAGAAUCGUAUCAUUGUGGAAACCGAUCCAAAGAAAGAGAUCGUGCAGGCUUCAGUUACCAGUUCUUCUAACGAGAGAAAAUCAAAGAGUUACAUUGUUCUCAAGAAGGACCGACUCGUCGUGAAGCAUAACGUGCUCAGCGAGGAUAUUCCAAUUGUUGUUCUGCUCAAAGCCAUGGGAAUCCACACCGAUAAGGAAAUGUUGCAGCUUGUAGCUGGCUCUGAUAGUCUCUAUCAGGAUGAUUUCGCAAUCAACUUCGAAGAGGCUAUUAACUUAGGCAUUUUUACGCAGCAGCAGGCGCUGGAGUGGAUUGGCUCCCGUAUCAAAAUCAACCGCAAGCAGGGAGCGUAUCGCAGGACCCAUGUCCAAGAAGCCGUGGAAGCCAUCGCAUCCGUCAUUAUCUCCCACAUUGAAGUCAAGAACAUGGACUUCCGGCCAAAGGCUAUCUACGUCGCUCACAUGGCCCGUCGUGUUCUGAUGGCCAAGAACGAUCCGUCGAUGGUGGACGACCGUGAUUAUCUCGGAAACAAGCGGCUGGAAUUGGCCGGUCAGCUCUUGGCUUUGUUAUUCGAAGAUCUGUUCAAAAAAUUUUGCUUUGAUAUCAAAAUGAACAUCGACAAGGUCUUGAAUAAGCGCAAUCGCGCCGAACAAUUCGAUGCGUGGAGUGUGAUGAGUAUGCAUGGUAACCACAUCACCCAGGGAAUGAAUCGUGCCAUUUCAACUGGAAACUGGAGCUUGAAGCGUUUCCGCAUGGAGCGCGCUGGUGUGACUCACGUGCUGAGCAGACUGAGUUACAUUGCUGCACUCGGCAUGAUGACUCGUAUUAGCAGUCAGUUUGAAAAGACUCGAAAGGUCAGUGGCCCGCGUGCACUGCAGCCAUCCCAGUUUGGUAUGCUGUGUCCGGCGGAUACCCCCGAAGGAGAGGCUUGUGGUCUGGUCAAGAACUUGGCCCUCAUGACCCACAUUACGACCAACGACGAAGAAGGUCCAGUGCGCAACUUGAUCUUCAUGUUAGGCGCAGAAGACAUCUCCACUGUCAGCGGACUCGAGCUUUACGCACCUGGGACCUACACAAUUUCAAUCAACGGUACACCAACUGCCAUGACUAGACGUCCCAAAUACUUCCUCAAUUCCUUCCGCAGGCUCCGCCGCAUGGGUCGUAUCUCUGAGUUCGUCAGUAUCUACAUCAAUCACCACCAGCGGUCAGUCCAUAUCGCCACAGAUGAUGGCCGUAUCUGUCGGCCCCUCAUAAUCGUGGAAGAUGGCAAAUCACGGUGUCGCCAGCAUCAUUUGAAGAAGCUGAGGGAUGGUACUAUGGCUUUCGACGAUUUCCUUGCUCAGGGUCUUGUCGAAUAUCUUGACGUGAACGAGGAAAAUGAUUCCUACAUCUCAAUUUACGAGAAAGACAUCAAUGAUGCCACGACCCAUUUGGAGAUCGAACCCUUCACUGUGCUAGGUGCUGUUGCCGGCCUCAUUCCUUAUCCCCACCACAACCAAUCGCCUCGUAAUACCUACCAAUGUGCCAUGGGUAAACAAGCUAUUGGUGCUAUUGCUUCAAAUCAGUUCCAGCGAAUUGAUUCCAUUCUUUAUCUCAUGGUGUAUCCGCAGAAGCCAAUGGUCAAAUCGCGGACAAUCGAAUUGACCAAAUACGACCAGCUUCCCGCCGGACAGAAUGCCACUGUUGCUGUUAUGAGUUACUCUGGAUAUGAUAUUGAGGAUGCUCUGGUUUUGAACAAGGGCUCGGUCGACCGCGGAUUCGGACGUUGCCAGGUCUUCCGCAAAUAUGUCACGAACCUAAAGAGUUAUCCUAGUGGAUUGAAGGAUGAUCUGGUUGGCCCAGAGUACGAGAACGACGCACCAAUUCUCAAACACGCACUGCUUGAGGCUGAUGGUUUGGCCGCAGUGGGUGAGCAGGUCAAAUCAGGCGAGGUGUACAUCAACAAGAGGGUGCCUGAUCAAGCUCACACGAUGGGCCUUAUGGGAUCCGACUCGGGCAAACCUGUCUCUUGGAACCCUGCACCAAUGGCCUACAAGCUCCCUGACCCCGCAUAUAUCGACAAGGUGAUGCUAUCUGCUACAGAAGGCGAGACGCGGCUCAUCAAGAUCUUGACGCGCCAAACCCGUCGCCCUGAGGUUGGAGAUAAGUUCUCAUCUCGCCACGGACAGAAGGGUGUUACUGGAAUCAUCGUCGACCAGGCUGAUAUGCCGUUCACCGACCAAGGCAUCAAUCCCGAUAUCAUCAUGAACCCUCACGGUUUCCCGUCUCGAAUGACAGUCGGUAAGAUGUUGGAGCUGGUUUCGGGCAAAGCAGGUGUUUUGUCUGGACAGCACGGCUACGGCACUUGCUUCGGUGGUAGCCCCGUUCAAGAAAUGUCACAGAUUUUGAUUGAUCAUGGCUUCAGCUACGGUGGUAAAGACAUGCUCACGUCUGGUAUUACUGGCGAGCCACUCCCAUUCUAUGUGUUCACUGGUCCAAUUUAUUACCAGAAACUCAAGCACAUGGUUCAAGACAAGAUGCAUUCUCGUGCCCGUGGUCCCACUGCUACUCUGACACGCCAGCCUACCGAAGGUCGUUCGCGUGACGGUGGUCUCCGUCUCGGUGAGAUGGAACGUGAUUGUUUGAUCGCCUACGGAACAAGCCAACUGCUGUUAGAACGUCUCAUGAUCUCCUCUGACAGACACGAAGUGGACAUUUGCGAGAAGUGUGGCUUCAUGGGCUAUCUGAACUGGUGUCCCGGCUGCAAGUCGUCUCGGUCCGUCGUCAAGAUGGUCAUGCCUUAUGCUGCCAAGCUUCUUAUCCAGGAAUUGAUGAGUAUGAAUGUCGCUCCUCGACUGAAGCUGGAGGACGAGUUCCCUGAGAUGAAAGGCCGCUAG